UGAAAUAUAUAUGAAUUUGCUGGCAGAUGUUUGAUCAGAUAAUAAGAUCAAGGAAAUAGUUUGUUUGUUUGUUUGAUUUGGGUUUUACGUCACACCGACACAGUAUAGGUCAUUUGGCGACGUUCCAGCUUUACUGGUGGAGGAAGACCUCAGGUGCCCCUCCGUGCAUUUUUUCAGGCAUGAACGGGCACCUGAGUAGAACCACCCACGUUCCGUAAGCUAGCUGGAUAGCUUACUCACAUGAAAGAAUCCAAAGUCCCUGUUGGGAUUCAAACCCACAGCAGUGAGGGGCAAGUGGUUUGAAGUCAACGACCUUAACAGACACGGACGCCCCAAGGAAAUAGUUACCCCACUGUUUAUGCGUGUUUUCUGGACAAUGUUGUUUUGUGAGUCAGAGAUUAGUUGUCAUGAAACUGGAUCGUACGGAAUGGAACGGCAAGGUGAAACAAAACACGGAAGUUUCUGUUAGAUCUCUCAUUUUUUUUUCUUAAAAAAAUGACUCAAAUUGAAUGGGCUAUGUGGGCAAAUGAACAGGCUCUCACCAGCUGUUCAGUUUUGUUUGUUGGGAGUGUUGUGGGUAUAGCUGGUAUGUUUAACAGAUGGCAGUUUGGGAUAUAUGGACUUAUUGCCAGUCUGUUGAUUGUAGUGUUGGAAUGGCCAAGAGGCAGAAGGAGAAAAGGAAACACUAUUCUACGUCGUUUCCAAAGACCUUUCACAUUACUUGUUGAUAAACUUGGUAUAGCAGGAAGAAAUUAUUUCAUCAGAUUUAUAGCUUACCUAUUAAUGUGUAUCCCAUGUUGCUUCACACUAGCUACUCUUCUUGGAGGUAUAUGCUUAUUGUGUACUGGGGCAAUAUAUUUUUUGGCUGCUAUUAAAGGUGAAGAAUGGGCACCGGCCGGCCUUGAAAAAAAGAGUGACAUAAAGCAAGUCAACAGUCUUCAUCCACCGAAGAAAGCCCCACCUCGACUUAACACUAGAGAUACAGGCAGUGUUGAUACUGAGAAUAUAGAUAUGGAGAUAGUUGAGAAUUCAAGGGGAGGAGCUUCUGAGCCCUCGAGACCACGACGACCUCCACCACGACCUACUGUUGUUUCUAUGGAAGGUGUUCAAGAUCCAAGAGGAUAGUUAUAAUAAUAAUUAUAUACAGUAUUGCAUUAUAUUUUCUUCUCCACUAAGUUUACAGUGAUACGACUAAGUUAUUGACUCUGAAAUAGUUUGCUAGUUUUCUUAACUUAAAUAAGAGUUCAAAUUUGUUUUUUUCCUGCUAUUAGAUAAAAGAGUGAAGAUUUAAAUAAUGGAAUGGUCAUUCUUUUAUGAAUUAGUGUAUGAUUUUAUCUAAUUUCACAAUAUCAAAAGGAUUUUUGUAGCUAUUAAUUAAUGGUUAAUAUUGUUGAGAAGAAUGUAGACAAAAUUUAAAAAUAAAUAUAUUAGAACAUUAAAGCAGCUUUCCUCCAGAUUUGUGUAAAUUUUGGGUUACAAGUUAAAACUGUUCUAAUGGAUAAAAAGGAUGAUAAGUGUACAAAUUAAGUAUUUAACCUAGCAUAUGGCACUUGUAAUCCACAGAAAUUGAAAUAAGUUAUAAUUUUGUCAAAAUUUGAAGAGAUUUCUCUUACUUUGUCAGAAAUAGAGUGGAAUUUUGACAAUAAAAAUACAUAUAGUAAAUUCUGUCAAAUUUUCGCCUAGAUUGGGAAUAAUUACACAUUUUUUUAACUACAGAUUAUUUUUUUCUGCAAGUUUGAUUUUUUUUCUGCAAGUUUGAUUUUUGAAGAUUUAUUUUACUCAUCAAAAGGCAUGCUGUUUAAAAUGAUAAAUUUCAAAAUACUGAAAGUUUGUCGUUAAAAACUUGGAGCUGAUUAAUAAUUUCCCCAAAUACUUACAAUAUGUGCAAAAUCAGGAAUCUCAUCUGUCCCAUUUAGGAUAGAAUUAUUGAUAUAUUAAUUUUUUAUGCUCCUACAUAUAGUGAUAAAUAAUGUAACAGAUUUGUUCUUCUGUCCUUCCUCCCACCACACUUUCCAUUUUUCAUUGUGCCUUCAUUUAUUGACUGGUAUGUUGGUAUCCUUCCAUUUGAUAGUGUCAGGUUUUUGUUAAUAUGGUCAAGAUCACUGAAACUAAAAAUAGAUUUUCCAACAUUUUGUCAUUGUAAAUUAAUUCUAAGCUUUGCCAAAGAAGCAUAGGGAUGCAUCAAUUAGACUUAGUGUCAUUUGUAUUUUUGAUUUAGAAAAUUGGAAAUGUUGAUAAAAUUGCUUUGCUCUCUAUAUGUAGGCUUUGUUAAUUAUUUAUUUGUUUGUGACUUGUUUAGGAACAAUAUUGUUUUUUCAACAAAUGAAAUAGACCUUUUUGAUGAUACCCUGCAAUAGAUCAAAAAGUUUUUACUGUGGUGACAGCUAUUUCUUAUGUACUAAACUGUGACAAUCGUCAUAAGUU
Messenger RNA from Ruditapes philippinarum (Manila clam), 2424 nucleotides. Its product is annotated as cytochrome b-245 light chain-like. Gene Ontology annotation, cellular component: NADPH oxidase complex. The record is from RefSeq and is a predicted model, not a curated record. The transcript is spliced from 7 exons. Lineage: Eukaryota; Metazoa; Mollusca; Bivalvia; Venerida; Veneridae. Gene Ontology annotation, biological process: superoxide anion generation. The coding region runs from base 496 to 1125 and encodes 209 amino acids. Gene Ontology annotation, molecular function: heme binding.